Molecule: messenger RNA, 5700 nt
Organism: Octopus bimaculoides (California two-spot octopus)
Lineage: Eukaryota; Metazoa; Mollusca; Cephalopoda; Octopoda; Octopodidae
Biological process (GO): regulation of transcription by RNA polymerase II
Molecular function (GO): DNA-binding transcription factor activity, RNA polymerase II-specific; RNA polymerase II cis-regulatory region sequence-specific DNA binding
Source: RefSeq, a predicted model, not a curated record
UAUUUAUUUAUUUUGAAUUAAUCAUGCAUCAUCUCAUAGCUUUAAAGAUUUCAAUGAUGUCAUUGUUUGUUUUCAGAAUGAUAUUGUGGAGUAGGUGUGGGAGUCUGGAUCUGGUCAGUUUGGACGUAAAACAGGUGGAAUAUUUUGGCCAGUUUAAUUGCUAAAUGGUUAAUGAUGUUACGGUGUGCCUUCUGUUGUUGUCUCCAAGUGAUACUUAGGGGUUUCUGUCUUUUGGUGACAAGGAUCCAGUUUUUAAAUCAGUGGAGUUGCCUGCUCUUCUUUGAACAUGAAAGCGGUUGAGUAUUCCACAGACGUAGCUUUAUGAUAAAUAUCAGGCAGGAUCAGUGUGCAACAAGAUUAUAUUAUCUGGAAUUACAGGUAUCAUUCACUUCCGACAUAUCUUUCGAAGAAAACAUUGGUAUUAUUCCAGAGGAAAUAAACUGAUGUAAAACAAUGUGAUCUUCUCGUUAGUUAAAAAAAGAGAAACAAAGCACAUUGGUAUUAUUCUCUGUGGAAUAAUACCAAUGUUUUCUUCGAAAGAUAUGUCGGAAGUAUAAAGAUUUGAAUAACACCAGCGUUUAACUCCAUUUCUUUAUUUAUCCAUGUUAUCUAAAAACAUUUCACUAAACCCUGGAAUUUCUACCUUUAUAAGUAGGCUGUAACAUCCUUGGUACUUAUGUGAAUUUCUUUCUACUCUUGUAACUAUUUAUUUAUUUUUUCAUGUUAUUUGUACACAUUGAAAAAAUACACGUACAUUUAUAUAUAUAUACACACAUACACAAACAUAUAUACAUACAUACGUGUGUGCAACAAUGGCUGUGUGGUAAGAAGUUUGCUUCCUAGUUACACAGUCACAGGUUCAGUACCACAGCAUAGCACAUUGGGCCAGUGUCUGUUGUGUGUAUAUACAAGAGCAUAGGCUCAAAAAUAUUGACUUCUAUUUUUUCAUAAAUGUUAAUUAAUACACCCUGUGUUGUUCUUUCAGCCCAUUUUUGAGAUUUUUUUGUAUUUCUGUAUUUCUUUCAAUGUAUUCUUUUUUUAUUAUAACACCGCAAUUAUAAAAGCAAAUCUAUAAAAAUGACAUUUAAUAAGUCACUUCUUAGCAUUUCCAUAAACGUUUCGUUUCAGUUGGGUAACCUACGUUCAUUUUUGCAUUUCCCCCUUUCACAGUAAGGAAACCCUCGGUUCACUAUGUAAGAUCAACAAAAAUACGUGUGAAUGUAAUUUAUGAAUUUCCGUAAAAUUUCGAAUAAUAUUUCUACUUCUUUUGAAAUAAAUUCUACAUGUGUAUUCUUUUUAUCCCCCCCCCUUUUUUUUGUAAAAUGUCUUCUACCUUGUUAAUUUAGCUAAACAAUACUGUGGUGGAGUGAAAAUAAGAAUUCCAUUUUCUCUGGAUAGACAGACGCCUUUAUUUAUUUUUAAAACAUUCUUGGCUUUAGUUUUCUCAUUGGUGAAAUAUCUCCAUAAUUUAAAUAAACGAUUGUGUUCAGAGGAGAAAGCAGUAAUCUGUAAUAACAAUAAGCUUCUCUCAAGCGUUAAUGUAUUCGUUUCGUCUAGUUGAGGAUUGCCGGGUCUAUUUUUGUACAUGGCCUAUUGUAGUUUCAUUUUAAAUGUCGCACUUCGAUGUCCCAGAGUGAAAACGGUCACCGACGAUUGUUGUAAAAUAUAGAAGGUGUGUCCAAGCAGUCGUUGUCCAGUCUGAGUCGUGACAUCUUCGUCAUUGGCUCUAUCUAUAUUAACGUAAUAUCAGAUGACAUUGGCAAAGUAGAAAGUUUUAAAGACUAAAGGAAAGUCUUAUACACAAGAGACAUAAACUUGUUUAUAUAAAUCUAUGCAAGAAUUUCUGUGAAAUAUUUGAUCUGAACAGAGACAAGUUUCCAAAAUUUCCCUGCUUCGUUCUCUGAAAUGUGUACAGUAUGAUUUCAAGUUUUAAUUAAACUUUGGAUUGCAAAGCAGUUUGCAGCAUAUUCCAAUAUCAACAGAGGUCACAAUUGACAGAAACAUAACAGAAGAAACAUUUGCGAGGAAUAAAAUAUAAAAGCAAAACUAGAAAAAAACCAUUUGUAUAUUGUGGUGAAUGAUGUAAAAUUAUGGAAGAUGAACUACGUGAGAACAAGUUUGAAUGUGAACCACAGUUUAAGAGACUUGAUUUUUCUGCUGAGGAAAAACAAGAGAAAGGAAAAAUAUAUCACUGUGAUAUCUGUAACAAGUCAUUUUCUCAAAAAUGUAACUUAACUGUUCACAGACGCAUCCAUACAGGCGAGAAACCAUAUCACUGUGAUAUCUGUGGUAAAUCAUUUUCUGAAAAGGGUGGCUUAAACUUACACAAACGAAUUCAUACAGGAGAGAAGCCAUAUCACUGUGAAAUCUGUGGUAAAUCAUUCACUGUAAAUAGUAACUUAACAACUCACAGACGUAUUCAUGCAGGAGAGAAAGCAUAUAACUGUAAUAUAUGCAAAAAAUCUUUCUCUCAAAAAGGUAGCUUAGCUACUCACAUUCGUAUUCAUACUGGAGAAGAACCAUAUCAUUGUGAUAUCUGUGGUAAAUCCUUCUCUGUUAGUGGUAGCUUAACUACUCAUAGACGUAUUCAUACAGGAGAGGAACCAUAUCAUUGUGAUAUCUGUGGUAAAUCCUUCUCUGUAAGUAGUAGCUUAACUACUCACAAACGUAUUCAUACAGGAGAAGAGCCAUAUCAGUGUGAUAUUUGUAAAAAGUCUUUCUCUCAAAAAGGUAACUUGGAUACACACAAACUUAUCCAUUCAGGAGAAGAACCAUAUCUUUGUGAUAUCUGUGGUAAAUCAUUCUGUAGAAAUAGUUACUUAAUUUCUCAUAAACGUAUUCAUACUGGAGAGAAACCAUAUCACUGUGAUGUUUGUGGUAAAUCAUUCUCUGGAAAGGGCACCUUAAAUAUACACAAACGUAUUCACACAGGAGAAAUGCCAUAUCACUGUGAUAUCUGUGGGAAGGCAUUCUCUGGAAAUAGCCAAUUAGUUACACACAAGCGUAUUCAUACUGGAGAGAAGCCAUAUAGUUGUGAAGUUUGUGGUAAAUCAUUCUCUCUAAGUGGUAGCUUAACUAAACAUAAAGUUACACAUACAGGAGAGAAGCCACACCACUGUGAUAUCUGUGGUAAGUCAUUCUCUGAAAAAAGUUCCUUAAACAUACACAAACGUAUUCAUACAGGAGAUAAACGAUACCAGUGUGAUGUCUGUCACAAGUCGUUCACUCAGAAAUGUAACUUAACAACUCACCAACGUCUUCAUACGGGAGAAGAACCAUAUCGCUGUGACAUUUGUGGUAAAUCAUUUUAUAGAAGUAGUUAUUUAAUUUCUCAUAAACGUAUUCAUACUGGAGAGAAACCAUAUCACUGUGAUAUCUGUGGCAAAUCAUUCUCUGAAAAGAGUGCCUUAAAUUUACACCUGCGUAUUCAUACAGGUGAAAAGCCAUAUCACUGUGAUGCCUGUGGUAAAUCAUUCUCUGGAAGUAUACUUAGUUAUUUAACUAAACAUAGAUCUGUUCAUACAGGUGAGAAGCCAUAUCACUGUGAUAUCUGUGGUAAAUCAUUCUCUAGAAGUGGUGCUUUAACUAAACAUAAACGUAUUCAUACAGGUGAGAAGCCAUAUCACUGUGAUAUCUGUGGAAAGUCGUUCUCUGGGAGUGGUGAUAUAACCAUUCACAAACGUAUUCAUACUGGAGAGAAGCCAUAUCGUUGUGAUAUCUGUGGUAAAUCAUUUUCUGUAAAUUGUCAAUUAACCAAUCACAAACGUGUUCAUACAGGAGAGAAACCUUAUCACUGUGAUGUCUGUGGUAAAUCAUUCUCUCAACAAGGAGACUUAACUAAACAUAAACGCAUUCAUACAGGAGAGAAGCCAUAUCACUGUGAUAUCUGUAAUAAAUCAUUCUCUCAGAACGGUGACCUCACUAAGCAUAAACGUAUUCAUACAGGAGAAAAGCCAUAUCACUGUGAUAUCUGUAGUAAAUUAUUUUCUGGAAUUGGCGACUUAACAACUCAUAAACGUACUCAUACAGGAGAGAAACCAUAUCACUGUGAUGUGUGUGGUAAAUCAUUUUGUCAGAGUGGUGAAUUAAUUUCUCACAAACGUGUUCAUACAGGAGAGAAACCAUAUCACUGUGAUAUCUGUGGUAAAUCAUUUUCUGUUAGUAGCCAACUAACCACUCACAAACGCAUUCAUACAGGAGAGAAGCCAUAUACCUGUGAUAUUUGUGGUAAAUCAUUCUCUGGAAAUAGUGCCUUCUCUAAACACAAACGUAUUCAUACAGGAGAGAAGCCAUAUUGCUGUGUUGUGUGUGGCAGAGCGUUCACUGUGAGUAGUCAGUUAACCACUCAUAAACGCGUUCACACUGGGGAAAAGCCAUAUUCCUGUGAUAUAUGUGGUAAAUCAUUCUCAAGAAAUGAUACUUUAACUAAACAUAAAUUUAUUCAUACAGGAGAGAAGCCACAUCGGUGCAAUAUUUGUGGUAAAUCCUUCUCACAAAAAGGUUCCUUAACCAAACAUGUAGCUGCUCACACACAACAAUGACUGUGUCACAGUUUGGGUUUCAGUAAGUAAAUACAAUCCAACAGGUUGUUAAGUUUUGUCAUUCAAUUUGGAUUUUCUGUCUUUGUAAAUUUAGUAAUUCUAUGAAAAUUGAUGCCUUACAAAAAUUCGUAAAAUUACUAAAGGUACAGAAUGAGCAAGAGGAAAAAACAUUAAUUUGAACAAAGAUUAAAUAGUGUGUGUUCUUGUGAUGUAAUUACUGCAUCUGUCUAAUUAGUAUUUCCCAACCCUUUUUCACCUGUAGAUCCCUUGGAUUCCUGUUUUACCUGGGUGGACCCUCAUCGCCAUUUCGUGUUUAAACAAUCCUGUAACAUUUUUAUAAUUAAAUAUUAUUAGGAAUUGUGUAAAAAAAAUUAAAAGAUUUUGUGUAGAAAUGUAACCAAUUUUAUUGCACAUAAAUUUCAGCAAUAAAAUUUCAUAUGGACCCCAGGUGAGAACCACUGAUCUAAUCCAUUGUAUGCGGCGGAAACCCCCCCCCACCUAAUUUAUUAUACUUCAUAGCAAUAGAGAGGACUUAACAGUGUGAUAACAUCCUACCACUGUAUUUUAUAUAAUCAUUGUUAUAUCUACAUUGGUGAAGAGGUAAGAUGAUGAUUAAUUAAUGGUCUGUUAUAGUCUGAGGAAGACGUUUCUGCAAUCAUCAUCAUCAUUUAAUAUCUGCUUUCCAUGCUGGCAUGGGUUGGAUGGUUUGACUGAGAACUGGUAAGCCAGGAGGCUGCACACAAAUGUAUUUGCUGUACACUAGUUCACUCCUUCCAUCAAAUCAAUGUUGCCUGAACAAGUAUAUGGUAUACCACACAUGAGGUGUUGAAGUGAUGGGAGGGGAACAUGUGAUGAAGUGUUUUGUUGAAGAAGUCACUGCACCUCCUCCUGGUUCAGGAGUUGAAACCAUGAUCUCAUGAUCAUGAGUGCAAACAACCUAACACUCUGUCCUAUGGUGACCUGCAAAAAAAAAAAAAAAAAAUCAAUCUAUGUGUUUCAAGCUGUUGGCUACAGUUUCAUACUUAGAUGGCUGAAAUUUUACAUAGGGACAUUUUGAAGAAUCAGAGACUAGGCUUUUUGCCAUUUUUACUUUUUAAAUCUUUAAUAAAUUAUAUUUUUUUUUUAUUUUUAAAUAAAUCAAAUUUUUGUUAGUAUUCAC